Entelurus aequoreus (snake pipefish) is the source of this 1895-nucleotide messenger RNA. Its product is annotated as coiled-coil domain-containing protein 89. The record is from RefSeq and is a predicted model, not a curated record. The transcript is spliced from 8 exons. Lineage: Eukaryota; Metazoa; Chordata; Actinopteri; Syngnathiformes; Syngnathidae. The coding region runs from base 54 to 1247 and encodes 397 amino acids.
GUCGUGGCGUAGCUACAAAGAAUAGGACAAUACAGGCACGCGGCGGUGACGUCAUGACGUCUGCGCGGUGUCCUGGAAACUUCAAUAGCACGCACAAGUGCAUAACUCAACUCAGCAAGCGCCGGCGUCUUAAAAUGACGAGCAAACGGAAGAAGUUGGAGAUUGUGAACAACGUCAACUCCAAGUCCGAAGACAAAGUGUCGAUGUCUCCCAUCAUCUCUGCUCUCACUCGCAACGUUGCUCUUAUGGACAUCAACCAGAGGACACUGGAGAAAUGCCAUAACCUCUCGGCAGAAGAAUUUACAGACACAUUAAUGCUCCAGUCCAGAGUCAAAGAACAGUCCAAUCUGAUCUGUGUACUGAAAGACAGAUCAGACGAACUGUUCCACCAAAGUCAAAACCUGCAGCAAGCCAAGGCACAGCUAGAGAUGCAACUUGAGAUCUGUCAAAAAGAAAUGUCGCAAAAGCAGGCUAGAGCAGAGGUGGUAGAAAAGCGGUUCAUGGAUUUAGACGCCAACAGUCGAUCGAUCAUUGUGUUCAUGGAGGAGUACAAACAUCAGAACGCGCAGUUGAAGCUGGAGAACAAGCAACUGCAGAAGGAAAACGACACACUUUUCUCCCAGAAGUUACAUGAUAAAGAGAUGGUGCUUGCACAACUUGCACUGGACAUCAAAGUGCUGACGGAGGAGUUCACAAACAAGGAGCGGGAAUAUCAGGAGAACAUGGCAGAAAUUGAAUCGACAUCCUUUACAGAAUUAACAGAGCAUGAAGAGAGGGAGGCGUCACUACUUGAACAACUGCAUGUAUCGAAGAAACAACAUGAAGCUGCAGAGCAGAUGUGCAAAGACUUAAAGCUGAAAGUUCUUAAAGCAGAGGAUCAGCACACUUUGAAGGAAGCCACUAUGAGCAAAAGCAUUACCAGCCUCACCAAAGAGCGAGACAAGCUGCUGCGCAUCUGUAUGGAAAGAGAGAACACCAUACAGGAGAAGCAUGAGGAACUCAGGCAUCUAGAGUUACAAUACAAGGAGCAGAAGAGAGCCCGGACAAGAGUAGAAGAAAGGUUUAAACGCGAAGCAGAAGCAGUUAAUGCAGAUAAAAAAGUGAAGUCUCUCAAGAUGGCCAUUGAAGAAGCCAAGACAAAGUAUGAGACGCUCAACAAGGACUUUGAGGCCUUCAAAGAACACUGCACCGGUCUCCUUAACAAAGAAAGAGAGUUGAACAAGAUACUACGACACUUGAGGAGCUAAUCCUACAGAUUUUACAAAUCUUGCUCAAUAAUAGGUUCCAAAGAGAAACUACGAGCAUUAUUAUAUAUUACAAUGUCAUCUUUAAUAUCCUUUUAAGUUUUUCCGGAUCAGUAUAAGAAAAAGACAACAUACUUAAUAGCAAGACAUAUCAAAAGUUCCUCAAUAGAAAUGAUACUGUACAGUUUAGAGAACCAAUCCAUAUGUCAGCAUUUAAGAGUGUUCCUCUGCCAGUUUCUCAGCCUUUUGAACCACUUCUUCAAUGGCACCCACCAUAUAGAAAGCCUGCUCAGGUAAGGAAUCAUAUUCACCUGGACAAAAAGGGGGGAACAGAAGUUAUACUUAAAAAUGCUUAAGUUCCAUGCCAUUUUGGGAGUGUUGUGGUGAAGCACUAACCUCCGAGAAUGCUCUGGAAGCCUUUGAUUGUUUCCUUCAGAGGCACAAGCUUUCCCAUGUGGCCAGUGAAGACUUCAGCCACCUGGAAAGGCUGGGACAGGAAACGCUGGAUCUUACGAGCACGGGCUACAGUCAGCUUGUCUUCCUCGGACAGUUCAUCCAUACCCAGAAUAGCAAUGAUGUCCUGCAAGGAUUUGUAGUCCUGAAACAAAAGUUGUUGAAUCAUUACAACAUGUUCUUACUGGCUAUUAAAAA